AUGCUGCGCGAAAUUAGCCGGCGUGUCGACUGGGUUCUAGUCGGAGGCCGAUGGACGCGUAUGUCCAUCAUUGGCACCAGUCUCUCUGCUGACGUCCUGGAUCGAGAAAAUAAAGGCGACGUCGAUGAUCGUGUUGUGAUUCUGAUGAUACCAGGCAAUCCUGGAAAUGAGGGAUUCUAUGCCGACUUCGGUCAACGGGUUGUGAAGUGUUUGCUGUCAAGAGAGGAGCGAGUGGGUGAUCGAAAACUACACUAUUUAUUCUAUACUGUUUCACAUCUUAAUCAUGUCGUCUUGCCGAACGAACUGAAAAGUUCUGGUAAACAUAAGCCUUACGAUCGUUUCCAGCUUGAAGCUCAAGUGCAACAUAAACUUGAUUUUGUUAGAGAGCACCUUCCAAAAGCUCAGAAAAUCUAUAUACUAGGUCACAGUAUAGGAGCAUACAUGAUGCUCAGAAUACUCCCAUAUAUAAAAGAUGAUUUCAAUAUUAGAAAAGCAAUUGGAUUGUUCCCCACAGUCGAGAGAAUGGCCGAAUCUCCGAAUGGUGUGCGACUCAAACGAGUUCUUGCAACCCUGGAUGCCAACGAUUGGCUAGCAAAGUCGAUGUCCUUCUGGCUGGACUUUUUGCCGGAGUCGCUGAAGCAGUGGCUAGUUACAUGGAAUCUCACGGGGGAAAUGGUGCCGCCAGAUGUUGUUAUGUCAGCAGCAGAGCUUUUAAACAUGAAUGUUUUUCGUAAUAUUGUCCAUAUGUCGCACGAUGAAUUGAAUAGGGUGACCGACUUUGAUAGCUCGCUGAUAACUAACAAGGAAAUGGUCUAUUUUUAUUACGGUAAAGAAGAUGGAUGGUGUCCUGAGGAAUUAGGUAGCUUUUUGAAGAGUUAA
Molecule: messenger RNA, 879 nt
Organism: Ostertagia ostertagi
Lineage: Eukaryota; Metazoa; Nematoda; Chromadorea; Rhabditida; Trichostrongylidae
Source: the annotation of a GenBank genome assembly